Coregonus clupeaformis (lake whitefish) is the source of this 2410-nucleotide messenger RNA. Its product is annotated as gap junction delta-2 protein-like. Gene Ontology annotation, cellular component: connexin complex. The coding region runs from base 1183 to 2097 and encodes 304 amino acids. The record is from RefSeq and is a predicted model, not a curated record. Gene Ontology annotation, biological process: cell communication. NCBI's taxonomy places the organism in Eukaryota, Metazoa, Chordata, Actinopteri, Salmoniformes, Salmonidae. The transcript is spliced from 2 exons.
AGUAAGAGUGAGAGAAAGGGAGUGGGCAGGUGGAGAAGGUGGAGACAGAGAGAGUGUGAAGUCAAACUGUGAGGGAAACAAGAUGAAGGCAGAGAAGCAGCAGAGGGAGGGAGGAGAAGAAAAAGAAGAGCUAUCGUUCCUCUAGCACGCUGAGAGAAACCAGUGGGGAGCUUUCCUUACGAGUACCAGCGAAGCAGCGAUUCACUCUCGCUCUCUGCCAGAGUGACAGAGGGGGAGAGUGACGAGCGAGUAAACGAGAGAGGGAGGGAGGUACACUACUCCACUGCUGACAGUGUGAACAGAACGAGGAGAGUGGAGAGAGGAGAGAGGAGAGAGGGAGGGUGAAGCAGAAAACAAUGUGGAGGGAGAGUGGUAGGUAGUAGCUCGUUGAGGAGAGGUGGAGAGAGAGGCAGAGAAGCACAAGACUAGCCACAGGGAAGGAGAGAGAGAGAGGACGGAGGAGAGACAGAGUGGAGGGAGGGAAGAGGAGGAGUGGAGAGAGAAGACAGACGCUGAUCUUUGACUGUUGAGGACCGUGUGCGAGUGUGUGAGCGUGAAGGAGUGUGCUCGUGAGACUGGGUGCAAUGGAUCACUGUUCCUGCACACUAAGUCUCAGUGCAUGGCAGGGUGUUUAGAGUGUGGGAGUCUGGUUUCAUUGUGUUGGGUGGUGUUUUACCAGACACAGUGACUGAGGGAUUACGACAGCUAGGGAGAGAGUGUGAGACCCUUCUAUGUGUGUUGCGGUAGCGAGCAGGGGCAGACAUGUGUGUGAAAGCAGCAGGGCAGCUGGAGACAGAGCUAGGUAGAGAGGCCAGGUACACCUAGAAGGCAGGAUCGCAGAGAGAGAGAACCCACGUGAGGACAGAACAAGUGAAAACAGGGACACCAACUCUAUCACCAGAUACAGCGCUUGUACGCGCGUGUGUCUGUACGGCGGCACACAGAGAAGCACCGGUCCAGUCAUCUCAGGUCAGCGAGGCGGGGGUCCAGGGAUAUCCAUCAGGCAGCCAUGGGGACCCAGUGAGCUGUAGUAGGGGACGUCCUCGGCCCCCAGUCCCACCCAGCAGCAGCGCUCUCUCUUCCCGUCCGGUGGGUAGACGCACGUGGGCCUAGGGCACCUCGAAGCCCCGAGGGAGGGCAAACAGCGGGUUUCCUGUACCCAGAGGAGUAACCACGGCCAUCAUGGGGGAGUGGACCAUCCUAGAGCGCCUCCUGGAGGCUGCUGUCCAGCAGCAUUCCACCAUGAUCGGAAGGAUUCUUCUGACUGUGGUGGUGAUCUUUCGGAUCCUGAUCGUGGCCAUCGUUGGCGAGACGGUGUACGAGGACGAGCAAACCAUGUUCAUCUGCAACACCCUGCAGCCGGGCUGCAACCAGGCUUGCUACGACAAGGCCUUCCCCAUCUCCCACAUCCGCUACUGGGUCUUCCAGAUCAUUCUGGUUUGUACGCCCAGCCUGUGCUUCAUCACCUACUCCGUGCACCAGUCCGCCAAGCAGCGUGACAGACGCUACUCCUUCCUCUACCCACUGCUGGAGCGUUCCGAUUACGGGCAAAGCAGCACCAGGAAGCUUCGUAACAUCAAUGGCAUCCUGGUGCACCACGGCGACGGUGGCGGGAAGGACGAGCAUGACUGCAUGGAGGUCAAGGAGAUCCCCAACGUGCCGCGGGGGCUCACGCAUGGCAAGAAGUCCAAGCAGCGCCAGCAGGAGGGCAUCUCGCGCUUCUACAUUAUCCAGGUGGUGUUCCGUAACGCGCUGGAGAUCGGCUUUCUGGUGGGACAGUACUUCCUAUAUGGCUUCAGCGUGCCGGGCAUCUUCGAGUGCGACCGCUACCCCUGUGUGAAGGAGGUGGAGUGCUACGUGUCGCGGCCCACCGAGAAGACGGUCUUCCUGGUCUUCAUGUUCGCCGUGAGCGGCAUCUGCGUGCUGCUCAACCUGGCAGAGCUCAACCACCUGGGCUGGAAGAAGAUCAAGGCAGCCAUCCGGGGCGUGCAGGCCCGCCGGAAGUCCAUCUGCGAGAUCCGCAAGAAGGACAUGUCCCACCUGUCGCAGCACCCCAACAUGGGCAGGACCCAGUCCAGCGAGUCCGCCUACGUCUGAUGGAGACAGGGCUAUACGCUGGGUAAGUGCGGGGGCAGGGUAGGGAACGAGUAGGACGACCACUCCAUUCCACUCUCUCUUUUUAGAGUUUUAAUGGAAAGAGCAGAAGGAGCAAGGGAAGGUGAAAAAAGCUGCCACGGAAUAUUUGGUGCAUUUCUUUUAACUAUGAGACCAGCUUCACCUGUUCUUGUCAUACAUUGUCAUGUGAAUUAUGUUUUUAUUGGGACGUUCCCAAAGGACUGUGUGGGAGCCUUUGAGGAGAGGCAUCUGGGUUUCCGUGCCAGGGGCGGUGGGGUUGAGAAGGGGACCGAGG